Molecule: messenger RNA, 1237 nt
Organism: Coffea eugenioides
Lineage: Eukaryota; Viridiplantae; Streptophyta; Magnoliopsida; Gentianales; Rubiaceae
Product: putative F-box protein PP2-B12
Exons: 3
Coding region: 91-957 (288 amino acids)
Molecular function (GO): protein binding
Source: RefSeq, a predicted model, not a curated record
AACCACUUGUUUCCCUACGCCUUUUUCUUCAGAGCUCAAACACAACAUUGAUUCAACCCAUUGCCCAAAAAAGACACUCAAGCGAGAAAAAUGAACCAAAACAGAGAUGGGAUUUCCUCCUCUUUCUCAUGCUUGCCUGAAGGCUGCGUGUCCAAUAUCAUAUCUUUGAUGGCAUCUCCCAAAGAUGCAGGCAGAGCAUCUCUGGUUUCGUGGGAAUUCAAGUCUGCUUCGGAAUCUGACACCAUUUGGGAACAAUUCUUUCCUGCGGAUUAUAAGGAGAUCAUUUCAAGCUCCGCUAGUCCUCCCCUUAGCUGCGCUACCAAGAAAGAAUUGUUCUCUCAUCUUUGUCACUGCCCAAUUCUCAUUAAUGAUGGCACAAUGAGCUUUUGGCUGAGCAGAUCUACUGGAAAAAAAUGUUACAUGCUGUGUGCAAGGAAGCUUGCAAUUGUAUGGGCAGAUGUUCCUCGGUACUGGAAAUGGACACCCUUUCCUGAAUCAAGGUUUCCUCAGGUAGCUGAGCUGGUACAUGGUUUUUGGCUUGACAUUCAAGGCCAGAUGCCGACUCGUCUGCUGUCUCGGAGGACUACUUAUGCUGCCUACCUUGUGUAUAAAAUUACAGAAUGGCCAUAUGGGCUGACAAAAGCUGCAAAGGCCUCAAUUUCUUUUGGAGGAGGCAGCAGCACUAGUGGUGCUAGCUUUGUUGUUGAGCCAGAGAACAACUCUGUCUUCUUGGAACCACUCCCGUUCUGGCAUUAUUAUCCACCUGGGCAGGAUGAGAUUGUUGGUCGCUUUCCACGGCUGAGAAAAGAUGGAUGGCUGGAGAUUUCUCUGGGGGAGUUUUACAAUGAUGAAGGUGAUGGUGAUAUUGAGAUGCACCUUUGGGAACCUGAUGCUCUUGACUGGAAAAAUGGCCUCAUCAUUCAGGGGAUUGAGAUUCGUCCUUGGGUUGAUCUGUGAUACUCUGAUAUCAAAUGUUUGUCAAAAUUACAUAUGUUUAGCAUGUGAUUGGUUGCAUAGAAAAUUCAUAUGUAAUUCUGGCUUACUUAAGAUCAUAUCACAAGCAUUUAAGUUGAAUUCCAGGAAGUCGGGAAGGGAAAAGUGUAAUCACUGCAGAUCAUGAUACAAAUUAUUAUGUAUUGUGAAUUGUGUAACACUUGUAUCUGAGAACCUCUUACUCUGUUAUCAAUGGUCUAUAAUCUCUUUUAUAGAUUAAUCUUUGGGCUUCGUUCAUUGACAA